Molecule: messenger RNA, 447 nt
Organism: Alnus glutinosa
Lineage: Eukaryota; Viridiplantae; Streptophyta; Magnoliopsida; Fagales; Betulaceae
Exons: 1
Coding region: 1-447 (148 amino acids)
Molecular function (GO): RNA-DNA hybrid ribonuclease activity; nucleic acid binding
Source: RefSeq, a predicted model, not a curated record
AUGGUUGCACGGGAUUGUAAGGGCGAUGUCCUGGCAGCCAAAUGUGUGAGGAAAAACAUUUCAGUUGACCCAAAGACAGCAGAAGCUAUGGCUGCUCUUUGGGCUAUUCUAUUUUGCAAAGAGUUUGGUUUUCUUGAUGUAAUCUUUGAGGGAGAUGCUUCUCAGGUGGUUAACAAAAUUCACUCAAAACCUCCAUUUUUAUCUGCUACUGGCCAUCUGAUUGAAAGUAUAGUUCAAGAAAUUCAGGGAUUAAGGUCUGCUACCUUCGUUCAUGUCCAUAGAGAAUGCAAUGGGGCAGCUCAUUUAUUGGCGAAGGAGGCUGUUGUUCAUGAAGAGGAAACGUGCUGGAUUGAGGACACUUCGUAUUUUUUGGAUACUGUUAUUCUUAGGGAACGUGUUUACUCCCUAGAUUCCAAUUCUUUGGGAUCAUGUUGUUUUGACUCUUAA